This is a messenger RNA of Odocoileus virginianus texanus, 2977 nucleotides long. The record is from RefSeq and is a predicted model, not a curated record. NCBI's taxonomy places the organism in Eukaryota, Metazoa, Chordata, Mammalia, Artiodactyla, Cervidae.
GGGUGGGCUGAGAACUGGGGCGGGGAUCGGCCGUGAGCAUCCAACGGUCACCUCCCUUACAUCCUCUUUUUUCAGUCUUUGCCGCUCAGCCCUCAUCAGAGGAGGAAAGGGGUGGGGGAGCCGGGCACGUGCCCCACUCACAGUUUCCUUCCAGAGCGGCCCCUGCUCCCCGGCCAGCCUUCCUUCCUGUGGCAGUCAGUUGAUCAUCUUCCUCUUAGUCAGGGUCUGAUUUCUGGAUAUCCGUCUUGCCCCAGGCUGGCUGUGGCCCUGGGCACACCCCUUUCCAUGAAAACGCGGGUGCCCGCUGCCCUAAGAACUUCUGCUCCCACCAGACCUCGGACACAAAACAUCCUCGCUGUUGGUGUCAUCAGAAAGUUAUCCAUUCAUUCAGUCAGUAUUUACUGGGUCCUCACUGUGUGGCCGGGCUUGGGCCAGCCGCUGGGCAUACAACUGUGAGGGAGAGGGAAUCCCGCCUCCUCCGAGCUCCUGUGUCUCAUCUGUGUCUUCAGGAAGCUUUUCCCCAAUCUGCUUCCAGACUCACUGAGCUAUCUGUCUGCUACUGCCUUGCCUUCUUCCUGAGGUGUUCAAGGGUCAAGAAGUUCAAAGGGUUCUCUGUGGGGCUCAGGUUCUGCCAGGAUGUCCAGAGGUUGUUUCUCAUGGGCCCUGGCCCCCAAAGGCCUCCCCGGACCCCAGGAUAGCUCCCUGCCCCUCUGCACCCUCUCUGCAUAGAGCUGCUCACUGACAGCAGAGACCUUGUCCGGUGCUCUGUUCCCAGCGCCUAGAGCACCAUGUCGUGUUCCCGGUGCACCCUUGACUGAGUGAGUGACUGGGUCUGCUUCAUGGAGUUGUAAAAAUUAAAUGAGUUCAUUAAAGACAUUGUCAGGCCCUACUCUGGACAUGCCGGUGCCCUCAAGUUUCAACGACGUGGGCCAGGACGGGCAGCUGCGGAGUUUUGUCGGCUGGGUGUGGUAUGAACGGGAGAUCACCCUGCCCCAGCGGUGGACCGAGGACCUGGGCAUGAGAGUGGUGCUGAGGAUUGGCAGCGCCCACUACUAUGCCAUCGUGUGGGUGAAUGGGGUCCACGUGGCAGAGCAUGAGGGGGGCCAUCUCCCCUUCGAGGCUGACAUCAGCAAGCUGGUCCAGAGCGGGCCCCUGUCCUCCUGCCGUAUCACCAUCGCCAUCAACAACACGCUGUCCCCCCACACCCUGCCACCCGGGACCAUCCUCUACAAGACGGACCCCUCCAUGUACCCCAAGGGUUACUUUGUCCAGAACAUAAAGUUUGACUUCUUCAACUACGCGGGACUGCAUCGGACUGUGCUCCUCUACACCACGCCUACCACCUACAUCGAUGACAUUACCGUCACCACCGACAUGGAUCAAGACAUCGGGCUGGUGAAUUACCAGAUCGUCGUCCAGGGCAGUGACCACUUCCAACUGGACGUGGGUCUUCUGGAUGAGGAAGGCAAAGUCGUGGCCAAGGGGGCAGGGGCCCAGGGCCAGCUGCAGGUGCCCAAUGCCCACCUCUGGUGGCCGUACCUGAUGCAUGAGCACCCUGCCUACCUGUACUCAUUGGAGGUGAAGUUGACGGCGCAGACGGCUGUGGGGCCCGUGUCUGACUUCUACACCCUCCCCGUGGGGAUCCGCACCGUGGCCAUCACCGAGAGACAGUUCCUCAUCAAUGGGAAGCCGUUCUAUUUCCAAGGGGUCAACAAGCAUGAGGAUGCAGAUAUCCGAGGGAAGGGCUUUGACUGGCCGCUGCUGGUGAAGGACUUCAACCUGCUUCGCUGGCUGGGCGCCAACGCCUUCCGCACCAGCCACUACCCCUACGCGGAGGAGGUGCUGCAACUCUGUGACCGCUAUGGGAUCGUGGUCAUCGACGAGAGCCCCGGCGUGGGCAUCAAGUCGGCUGAGAGCUUCAGCAACGUAUCUCUGCAGCACCACCUGGAGGUGAUGGAGGAAAUGAUCCGCAGGGACAAGAAUCACCCGGCCGUUGUAAUGUGGUCCCUGGCCAAUGAGCCCGCUUCCUUCCUGAAACCGGCUGGUUACUACUUCAAGACGCUGAUUGCCCACACUAAAGCCUUGGACCCCUCCCGGCCUGUGACCUUUGUGACCAACACCAACUAUGAAGCAGACUUGGGGGCGCCGUACGUGGACGUCAUCUGUGUGAACAGCUACUAUUCCUGGUACCACGACUAUGGGCACAUGGAGGUGAUUCAGCUGCAGCUGGCAACCCAGUUCGAGAACUGGCAUAAGAUCUACCAGAAGCCGAUGAUUCAGAGCGAGUACGGAGCAGACACCAUUGCAGGGUUUCACGAGGAUCCACCACUGAUGUUCAGUGAAGAGUACCAGAAAGGCCUGCUCGAGCAGUAUCAUGCGGUUCUGGACCAAAAACGCAAAGAAUAUGUGGUUGGCGAGCUCAUCUGGAAUUUUGCUGAUUUCAUGACUAAUGAGUCACCAUUUCGGAUGAUAGGGAACAGAAAAGGGAUCUUCACUCGGCAGAGACAACCAAAGAGUGCAGCAUUCCUGUUGCGAGAGAGAUACUGGAGACUUGCCAAUGAAACCAGGUACCACCAGUCAGCUGUGAAGUCACAGUGUGUGGGAAACAGCCUGUUUACUGUUUAAAGCGAGAACUACCUCUCUGCAGACACUGGCUCAGUCAGCUUCUCCUCCCCAGGGAGGGGGUGCUACUUCCAUCGCACACCGAGCAAGUGUUUCCUGCCCUGUGCAUAGCAGACCUGGAAGCUUCUCACCUGGAUUUUGUGGUCAUUUGCUAGAAGGGAAUAUUAGAAAAUAAAGACUGGUAGGGCCUUCCCUGGCAGUCCAGUGGUUAAGACUCAGCACUUCCAUUGCAGGGGGCCUGAGUUUGAUCCCUGGUUGAGAAACUGAGAUCCCACAUGUUGCACAGCAUGGCCAAUAAUAAUAAAGAAAAUAAAGGCUUUUGUCAUAUCAGAAUAAAGAGUUAGCUUAAAAGUGA